AUGUCCACCCUACCACUCAAGGCCAUGUCUCGUAUCUGGGGUCGCUUCAACGAGCUCGAGAUUCCCUACUAUCUCCGCGUCCCAGGGUUCAAGCUGUACGGCUGGAUCUUUGGCGUCAACUUUGAUGAGAUCAACGAACCCGAUCUCCACGUCUUCCCCAACCUCGCCUCAUUCUUCUACCGCACCCUCAAGCCUGGCGUUCGUCCUCUGGAUCCCAACCCCAAUGCUCUUCUCAGUCCCGCCGACGGCAAAGUCAUCCAGUUUGGUACCAUCGACAACGGCGAGGUCGAACAAGUCAAAGGCGUCACCUACUCUCUCGACGCUCUCCUCGGCUCGCAAAAGCCCACUCGCGCCACUCCCAACCCGCAUCCCAGCAAAGAUCGCUCCAAGUCCGCAGAUCAAGAGAUUAUCCGCGCAGACGAGGAAUUUGCCCAGGUCAACGGCAUCUCCUACACCCUGCCCAACCUCUUCUCUGGCGGCAAAAGUAAGGAUCAGCCAAAGACUGCCACCGAAGAUCAGUCUACACCCGCAAGAGCUAGUUCCGAACAAGAAGUCCGUGAUUCGCUCGCUCUAGGUGACGGCGCCGGCGCUCAAGACAACUGGUGGCAACCCGUUUCCACCGCCGCACGACCCACAGCCCUCUACUACGCAGUCAUCUACCUCGCACCGGGCGACUACCACCGCUUCCAUUCCCCUUGCUCAUGGGUCGUCGAGUCCCGCCGUCACUUUGCCGGCGAGCUCUUCUCCGUAUCUCCAUAUCUCCAACGCACACUCCCCGGCUUGUUCACCCUCAAUGAGCGCGUGGUCCUUCUCGGUCGCUGGCGCUACGGCUUCUUCUCCUACACACCCGUUGGCGCCACAAACGUUGGCUCCAUCAAGAUAAACUUCGACAAGGAAUUGCGCACAAACUCGCUCACCACAGACACAGCAGCCGACCGCGCAGCCGCCGACGCAGCAGCAAAGGGUCUCGAUUACUCUGGUUUCGCAGAAGCAACAUACAACAAUGCCUCGCCACUCUUGCACGGCCAACCUCUGAAGCGUGGAGAGGAAAUGGGAGGCUUCCAAUUGGGAAGUACCAUUGUACUGGUCUUUGAAGCCCCCAAAGGCAAGAGACCCAGUUUUGAUGAGGGAUGGGGUGAGGCUUCGGGUACGUCCGAGGAUAGACGCGGUGGUUGGAGGUGGAACAUCAAGCCUGGGCAGUAUGUACAGGUUGGUCAAGCUAUUGGCUGGGUGAGGGAUGAACAGCAAUAA
Aureobasidium namibiae CBS 147.97 is the source of this 1251-nucleotide messenger RNA. RefSeq names its product phosphatidylserine decarboxylase proenzyme. The coding region runs from base 1 to 1251 and encodes 416 amino acids. Gene Ontology annotation, cellular component: mitochondrion. Gene Ontology annotation, molecular function: phosphatidylserine decarboxylase activity. The transcript has a single exon. Gene Ontology annotation, biological process: phosphatidylethanolamine biosynthetic process. Lineage: Eukaryota; Fungi; Ascomycota; Dothideomycetes; Dothideales; Saccotheciaceae. The record is from RefSeq and is a predicted model, not a curated record.